Messenger RNA from Copidosoma floridanum, 3995 nucleotides. Its product is annotated as fibroblast growth factor receptor homolog 1. Gene Ontology annotation, molecular function: fibroblast growth factor receptor activity; ATP binding. Lineage: Eukaryota; Metazoa; Arthropoda; Insecta; Hymenoptera; Encyrtidae. The record is from RefSeq and is a predicted model, not a curated record. Gene Ontology annotation, cellular component: signaling receptor complex; plasma membrane. Gene Ontology annotation, biological process: positive regulation of kinase activity; multicellular organism development; protein phosphorylation.
CCUCCGAGCAGCGUCGCUCCUCCAAACCUCGUUACGCAGUGGCGACGUGAUUUUAAGUAUACGCCUGAUACUUAAUUACUUGCUUGGUUGGGGAAAAAAAACCAUCAAGUGCACCAGCAUCUCAGUGCGAAAAAUCGGCUCGAGUGAAAGUGCUGUUUUUUAUCGAUCGCGUGUGCCGAAGGAUCGGUAGAUCAUCGUGUCCUGUAUAUGCAUAUAUACUUGUUCGCAAAAAAGGAGCGGACAAACAUUUAUUGUUUUUUUGUUUUUGUGUACGCGUGCACGUAAACGAUCGCGGUGCGACGGAAAGGGGCCCGAAAUAGCAUACACGCGGUUGCUCCAUCGGUACCUAUUUGGUAUAUUAUAACAUAUACGAGCACGGCACCCAAAGUGAUCGGCAAUGCCGUACCAAACGAGCGCGACGAGGGAAUUGCGGAAGGGCCACUGCUGAAUCGGGGACACAAGUACCCCGUACUCGAGUGUAGUGCCCAUCAGGGACCGAUCGAGCUCCGAAAUCGAGGCUGGCUGAAAAAGAGUCCCCCGAAGCAUUGAUGUCGCUGAUGCAGCAGCGGGGCGAGUUAUAGGGACAGCAGGCGCCUCCAGAGUUCGUACAAGAUGCCUGCGAGGCAUCGCUUGCUCCUGGGAAUCUUGGCCCUCCUGGCUCUCGAGUGCGCCAACGCAAGAUGGGAGACCAUAAGGCUCGAAGGGGAGAAGAGCAAAAACGCGACGGUGAGUACGGGGGUGAAGGUGAGGCUGGUGUGCGAGAGCGAGGACCCGGAGGCUAACGUCACCUGGUACAAGAACGGCGAGCCCUUCGUCCCGCGUAAGUCCCGAGUGCGGGUCCUCCCGAGCCAGCGGGCCCUGCGCAUACGCAACGCCCUCCCGGAGGACGCGGCCACCUACGCCUGCGACGUUGGCAAAGCCCGGAGGAGGCAGCUCGACCUCGCCAUCGACGAUUCCGGGGACGAGCUCGGCAGGACCCUUGGCGCCCUCAGGCCCGACGACAACGAGCUCGAACUGAGCCUGCCCAGAGGUCGCUUGGAGGCCCGAGCCCUGCACCUGGAGAGCGCCGAGCCAAAGAUCCAGAGCCCAGCCGGGAACUCGAGCGAGGACGCGAACAAGCUCCCGCAGCCGCCUAGAUGGUUCAGGGAGGAGCCCCCGGCUUACGAGAUGAAGCCGGCUGGUACUUCGUUGAGGCUGAGGUGCCAGGUGACGGGCAACCCCCAGCCGAACAUCACCUGGUACAAGAACGGGGCCGAGCCGAGGCGCAGCUCCGGCACUGUGGAGAUGAAAAAGUACAAUCUCAAGCUCGAGGACGCCGUCAUGGAGGACAGCGGCAACUACACCUGCGUCCUCUGCAACCCCCUCGGUUGUAUCAGCCACAGCUUCAAGGUCGACGUAGUGGAAAGCGUGCAAGCGCCGCCGAUCUUAACCGAGGCGCCCAAGAAUAUGACCGUACUGGUUGGGAGUAACGUGAAUUUCACCUGCUCCUUUUUAUCAGACACGCAUAGGCACCUCGAGUGGUAUCACGGCUACCACGUUACUUUCGAUACGCUCAACAAGACAGAGGAUAGCUUAAAGGUUGAGGUCAAGACGGCCGGCGAAUUGAACCCGGAAGUCCUGGAGAUACACAACGUCACCGAGCGCGACGAGGGCUGGUACACGUGCAUAGUACAAAACACGCUCGGCGAGGCGUUCAGCAGCGCAUACCUCCAAGUCGUCGAGACCCUGGAAGAGCAAGGCGGACCGGUGAUGGCCCAUCCUCACUCCCUGCUCGUCGGCAGCGUGUACCCGCUGCUCCUGUUCCUCUUCUGCGCCGCGGGCUUCCUCCUGUUCGUCGGCGUCUACUACAAGACCAAGAACGAAAAGACAAAGAAGCUGAUAGCCCUCGAGGCGGCCAGGGCAGCCGUGAUCACCCAGUGGACGAAGAAGGUCAUCGUCGAGAAGCAAAACUUUGUCCAGAGCGUCCACCAGGAGUCGCUCCUCAUGCCCGUCGUCAAGAUUGAGAAGCAAAAGUCGACCUUUCCCGCGGACAACGGCUGCGUCACUGGCUCGGGCAGCAUAUCCGAGUACGAGCUGCCCCUGGACAGCGCCUGGGAACUGCCCCGGGAGCAGCUUCUCCUGGGCAGCACCCUCGGCGAGGGCGCCUUCGGCAAAGUCGUCAAAGCAACCACCAAGUCGGGCCGGCUCGGCGUCUCCACCAUCGUCGCCGUCAAGAUGCUCAAAGAGUGCCACACGGACGGCGAAAUGAUGGACCUCGUCUCGGAGAUGGAGAUGAUGAAGAUAAUCGGCAAACACGUCAACAUAAUCAACCUGUUGGGCGCGUGCACCCAGGGGGGUCCCCUCUACGUGGUGGUCGAGUACGCGCCGCACGGCAACUUGCGCAACUUUUUGCGCGAGCAUCGAGCCCCGACGGGCUACUGCGAGCACCACGAGCCCCUCAAGCUGCCGGGCAACCCCGAGACGGAGGAGGCGGAAGAAAAGAAGGUGCUCACCCAGAAGGACCUGGUCUCGUUCGCGUACCAGGUGGCCCGGGGCAUGGAGUACCUGUCGAGCCGGAGAUGCAUCCACCGGGAUCUCGCUGCCAGGAACGUCCUCGUGAGCGACGAAUACGUGCUCAAGAUUGCUGACUUUGGCCUCGCCCGGGACGUCCACAGCCACGACUACUACAGGAAGACGACGGACGGCAGGCUGCCGGUCAAGUGGAUGGCCCCCGAGGCCCUCUUCGAGCGCGUCUACUCGACGCAGUCGGACGUCUGGUCGUUUGGAAUACUUCUCUGGGAGAUCAUGACUCUUGGGGGAACCCCGUAUCCGUCUGUGCCGUCGGUCGAGAGGCUCUUCCAGCUCAUCAAGAACGGCUUCCGGAUGGAAAAGCCUCCGGGUUGCUCCAUUGAAAUAUACAUGCUGAUGAGAGCGUGCUGGUCAUAUUCGCCGGAAAAGAGACCAAUAUUCACCGAUUUGGUCAACGAGCUAGACAAGAUACUUACGAUAACUGCUAACGAGGAAUACUUGGAUCUGGGUCUUCCACAGCUGGACACCCCGCCGUCGAGUCAAGAAUCCAGUGACGCGGAGGACGACGACGUAGAACGUCAGUUUCCAUUUCUACAGAAUCUUCUGUAAUGUGAAAGUGAACGGGUGGAGUAAUUCAACUCGUACAAAACAAGUAUCUCCUGAGAUGUUGGUAUAGCUAUUCAAGUCACGGAUGAAACUAAAUACAUAUGUCAAUUGAGAAUGGAGAACCUUCGGCCCUACAAAUGUCACGUUAAGUGUGGUUUAUUCAAGUGUUUCACAGGACAAUGAACUUGAUUUUUUUUUUUUUCCUAUUUGACGUGAGUUUGUCACAAGAGGGUCGCGGGACAAAAAAUUGCUCGGAGAUUGCUGUUUUUAAUGCGGUGGAUACUAUCUACCGAUGGAAUCAAGUGAGCGAGUAGAAUCAGAGAUACGUUUUGCAAAAGCUGUAAUAUAGUAAGAAUUAGUCAUGACACGCAUUAUCAAUCAUACUGCAGCGACUAGUUGUAAGUAUAGGUUUACCUUAUUUGAGUAUUUAAGUGCCUAGUAUAAUUGAGCAUUUCGAUGACGGAAUGUAAGCAAGUAUUCUGUAAUUAAGACUAAAAGUAUAUAAGUUAAAAGGUAUCACAGGAAAUUUGUAAAAUUUUUUAUAUCCUUGUAAUUUAAUGUGCUGUUUGAGAAAGUCCCGUGUGAAUCGAUCGAUGGAAAAUAAAUAAUAAUUAUUUCAAUUGCCAUCAUUAUUUAUUUUUAAUUAAGAAAAUGGAAACAUCACAUUUUAACCAAAUAACAAUUGAGCCCUACAUAUUAAUUAUAUUGUAAGUAAAUUGGUUUUGUCUUUCAAUGUAUAGAAAUGUAAGCGUCGAUGGUAAUCGUGUUUUUAACUAGUCAAUUAAAAAAAUAACUAAUAAUGAAAAUGUACAUAACUAAAGUUUCCUACAAAUUUUACAGAUCGACAUGAAGCUUUAAUUUUUUUUUUUUUUUUUUUUUUU